Messenger RNA from Sphenostylis stenocarpa, 175 nucleotides. The record is from the annotation of a GenBank genome assembly. NCBI's taxonomy places the organism in Eukaryota, Viridiplantae, Streptophyta, Magnoliopsida, Fabales, Fabaceae.
CAAAAAACAAAAAAACACAAAAAAGGAGCAGAUGGUCGUCCGUUUAAGGCAAAUGGUCAUCCAGAAGGAGCCAUUAGGGGGCAGACGGCCGUCCAUCCUCGCCAGACGGCCAUCCAGAGGUUCCCGUUGGGGGCAGACGACCGUCCACCCUUGCCAGACGACCGUCCAUGGGUAG